AUCUCCUUACUUCACGUCUAUUUCGCCUCAUUCCGCACUAGUUGUUGUGCUCCACCUGGUUUACAUGUGCCAUAUAUGAACAUGUGUGUGUCUGUACAAGUGAGAUUGUUUUUGUUACUGGAUCCGCAUCCACGUUUGGCAUCCGAUGCCCUUCGGUUUCUUGGUCUCUCCGUCCAAGUUCGGAUUGAAUGGCCUCCGACGGUUGAGCAUCUCAUGAAUGGUGACCAAAUGACCCACUGGCACAAAUGUACAAUGACGCCUACGCCAAUUGGUCUGCGCACCUCCUUGUACUCCAGCAUUCCAAAAUCAAGUGACUGCGUAAGUGCAUCUGCCUCGUUGCCUGCCUGUCGGUACUGCCUAUCUGUGUGUUCUUCCGGGUUGAGGGAUGAACGGGUUGGAAAGGGUAGAAAAUGCCGUAUGUCUACGGGGCCUCGGGAGCACUGGGCUAGAAAAAUUGCAGAAGAUCAAUUUCCAAGCUCAUAUACAUCUGUCGCUAUUGAAGAAGCAUUAUUGGCCAUCGGCCCAUCGUCUCACGACAUCUGCACCUCAGCCCUUUCUCUUCACCAUUACCUUUCGUCCUUCACCUUUGAACGUCUGGAACGCGCUGCACAGCUGACCAGCUACAAUCUACAGAGUCUUUCACUCUCCAUUCCUUCGGGCGUUCAUCUGACCGACCUGUUGGAUGCUGGAAGACUGUCGAGCUUUGAAUUGCUGGCAGGCCCCGUCGCGCCUCUCGCGGUCACCGCUGUGGGCCUCGGAGCUGGUUCGGGAGUCGAGUUGAGCCGCGAAGCGCCACGGGGCAGGAAGAAGCACCAGCAGCAGCAGCAUCAACACCAACAGCAGGCCCCAGUAGCAACUGAGGCACAACUCCAAUUCCAGCAGUCACAACAACAACAGCAGCAACAGCUUGAGCAGCUGCAGAAUCACCUUCACCAGCACUUGCCUCACCACUCUAUACAACCUCAGCAGACGCAGCAGCAACAGCAGCUGCAGUCUAUCCUUCUGCCCCAGCACUCGGGACUUCAGGUACCGGAAGAAGUCGGCGUAUACUCUGCCGAAGCGUUACGUUCUGUACAGUCUACCAAUCUUGCCUUUGAUCUAGCCUCUAUAGCUGCGGCAGCAUCGAUGCGCCAACUAGAGCCACAUUUGCAUCAAACGGAUGAUGCCGAGCUGACGAGGCAGCAGCUCAACCGGCGCGGACGGUCACAGGAGGCCAAGGCAUCCCGGAAGCAGACUCAACAACAACAACAACAACAUCAGGAACGGGAGCAAUUGCUUCUUCUCCAGCGUGCUCCACAUCAUCAGCAAUACCAACAUUUGAUAUACGGCCAGCCAUUGUCCGACCAACAGCAACAGCAGCAGCAACAACAGGCGCAACAGGUGAGGGAUAAUGCCUCAAACAUACGAGCAGUAUUCAUGUAA
Protopolystoma xenopodis is the source of this 1422-nucleotide messenger RNA. The record is from the annotation of a GenBank genome assembly. Lineage: Eukaryota; Metazoa; Platyhelminthes; Monogenea; Polystomatidea; Polystomatidae.